AUGGUGGCGUCAGAAUCCGGCGAGUACGAGUACGAGCCGUGGGCCGAGGAGCGCCGCGAGCGAAUCCGACGGCGAGAGGCCAUCCUCAAUGCCGUUCCGAUCACCCCCUCCUCCGCAUCCGCCGCUAAAUCAUCUCCACGCGCAUUGGCCGCCGCAAGAGCCGGCGCUGGCGGACUGACGGGCGCGAGCGGCGCGGCGGAGGAGCUUAGCUCGCCGUCGAAGACGAAGGAGGGGAAGGAGGGGAAGAGCGCGGAGAGGCGAGACACGUGGGGGGACGAGAGCGGGGUUGCGCGGACGAUUGCUCGGCCAAUGACGUUCUUGCGUAGCGUGGCGCGGUUCUACUGCACCAUCUUCCUCCUCUUCCUCCUCCUCACAGCCUGCCAGGUGCGCCUCUCACUGCCUGCCAGGUGCGUCUCUCACCGCCUAUCAGGUGUAUUUCAUCCGCCAUCCGUGUGUGCCCCCAACCCCACUCACCGCGCCCGUGUGGUGUAUUUCAUGUGGACGGAGGAGCUGGGGGCGCUGGAGGUGUCGUCUAUAGGCCUCUCGUCGCUGCUCAACGCGAGCAAGCCAGCGAAGCUCACGCGCCGCGUUGUUCUCUCCACCAUGGCGAGGGACAUCAUGGACCUGCAAGCUGCAAGAACAGCAGGCACCACUAGCAUGGCACAGCUGCAGCAGCAGCAGGCAGCAUUGGCCAAUCAAACAACCCAGUCGCUGCAGGCCUUGGAAGCGCGGGUGACAGGUGGCAGCAGGAGAUUGGUGGACUUCACGCGGGCCAUGGGGGAGAAGCAGGCGGGGGAGGUGCAGGGCGUGCGGGGGCGUGUGGAGGAGAUGGGGCGCGCGCUGGCCAAGCAGGGCGAGAUGCUGGCUGAGCAAAUGGCUGCUGUCACCGCUCUCAAGGCGGAUCUGGAGAUGCGCAAGGCGGCAGCCACCCCUCCCACCAACUACUCGCUCUACUACAUAACAGACGACCACCCUGACCUCUGGCGCCAACGCUCCUUCCGCCGAUAUGCCUCCUACGGCUUUGUCAAGUACAGCGCCUACCGCGUGUCCCCAUCACGCAUAGCCAUCCUGGGUCUGUCAGCGCUGGCGCUGCACGGAUCACACCGGCUGUCGCUGUGCGAGUGGCAUGGCGUGGAUGGGUCUGUCAUCCCCGGUGCCCUAGAGAUGAUCUACGUGGGCGAGCACCAUAACUUCCUGUACGAGGCAGUGGUGGUCAACUGUCUGUUGGAAUCACCUGUGCAAUCACCUGGGGGCUACCUGAAGGCGCGCAUCAACUCGGAGAUCCUCUACCCCUUCCGGGAAUCCAAGUCCGAGCCCAUCACGCCCCCCACAGCCCCCUUCAAGCACCGCUUGCUCUUCUGUGGGCCGCCCAUGUACGGCACCAUGGAGCCACGCGUGCUGCUGGAGUGGCUGGACUACCACCGAGUGUACGCCGCUGCCGACCACUUCAUUCUCUACGAUGCGGGGGCCGUGGGCGUGGCGGUGCGGCGUGCGCUGCAGGGGUACCUGGCGGGGGGCGUGGUGGAGAUCACAGAUUUCCGGGAGUCGCAGCAGUGGGACACGUGGCUGUAUGGGCAGUCACUGGCAAUUCAGGACUGCAUGUACCGAUCGCGCCGAACAGCCCAGUGGGUGUUCAUGCAGGACUUCGACGAGUUCCUGGAGCUGCUCCCGCCCCUCACUAUGCCUUCUCUCCUAGACAAGUACCGCGACCGCCCCUGGAUCACCUACGGCUGCAGCGUUUUCAACAUGUCCUUUUGUGUUGAUACCCCCCGCGACUCCUCCACCUCGAAUCUCCGCCGAACCGGGGACCUUCGCGGCGCCGCCACUGGUGGUGGCGGGCGGAGGGUGCAUAUGGAGGGGCUGCUUAUAGAGAGGAUGCAUUUCCGGUGGCCGCACGUGUACUGUAUGGACACGCAGAAAUACCGCCCCGAGCACUGUCUAGACCAGGAGGGGCACCGGAAAUACAUCCUCAACCCGCGCAAAGUGCAGGCCGCACAAAUCCACAUAGUGGUCAAAACAGAGGACGCCGGCGGGGGCACGGGGGCCGGCGGAGGGGAGGGUUCGGGGGAGGGAUCGGGGGAGGGAGUGGGGGAGGGAGUGGAUAUGGAUACAGAUGAUAUGCGGCUGGCGCAUUACAGGGGCCUGGCCACUAAGGGGUCGAGGAUGUGUGAGCUUGGGGAGCCCAAGGACUGGUGGAUGCGGUACGAUCGGGUUGGGAGGAUUGCUGCUGCCGUGUGGAACUGCCCCCUCGUCGCCAGUAACCGACAGGCAUGCACACCGAGCGGCAUCGCCACAACGCUUGCAGCUACAGCCAACUCCCCCCCUUCCGCCCGCACGCAGUGA
Messenger RNA from Closterium sp. Naga37s-1, 2343 nucleotides. Lineage: Eukaryota; Viridiplantae; Streptophyta; Zygnematophyceae; Desmidiales; Closteriaceae. The record is from the annotation of a GenBank genome assembly.